This is a messenger RNA of Striga hermonthica, 1032 nucleotides long. Lineage: Eukaryota; Viridiplantae; Streptophyta; Magnoliopsida; Lamiales; Orobanchaceae. The record is from the annotation of a GenBank genome assembly.
AUGCAAUACGCUGGAACAAUUUCGCUGCCGGUGCUAAAAUGCACGCCGGUAAAAUUGCCGAUAAUUUUCAAAUCUAGAGUCCCGGUUUUGCUUUCUGAAGGGAGAGCAAAUGGUGUUGCUUUCCAAGACCAUGGCUGUAAGAGACAACACAAUCCGUCUGUUCUUUCUGUGUCUGCUCGGAGAUUGAGACGCCAUCGAAAAUCCGUUACUUAUAUUACAGCCGCUUCGAGUGGCAGCGAAGGCUCCGUGUCUGAGCUGGACGAUAAUGUGAGGAAGUUAGUGCAGGCUUUGCUAUGGACUGCAGAGGGCAUCUACAUCGUUUGGCUCUUCUUACUUCCCUAUGCUCCUGGAGAUCCUGUUUGGGCCAUUAGUUCAGAAACAAUUAAUGCAUUGAUCGGCCUCUCUCUCAAUUUCUUCUUCAUACUGCCUUUGACAAACAUUGCCGGUUUUCAUUUAAUUGAGGCACCGGUGCUUCAUCCGAUGUCCGAAGGUUUGUUCAACUUUGUAAUUGGGUGGACAGUCAUGUUUGCUCCUCUGCUUUACACUGAUAAAAGGAGAGACAGAUUCAAGGGAUCACUUGAUGUUCUUUGGGGCUUUCAGAUGUUCCUCACAAACACAUUCUUAAUCCCUUACAUGGCUUUACGUCUGAACAAGGCUGAUACGGAAAACACACCAAAAAACACCUCUCAGCUUGGUUCAGUUAUGACGAAAGGGGCAGCUGCAGUUGGGCUGAUUAGUGGGCUUGUAUGUUUGGUCUCGAUAUUGUGGGCCUUAUAUGGUCGUGCGGAUGGAGAUUUUGGUGAUUUACGAGCGAGAUGGGAUUUCUUGUUGGGCUAUCUUGGGUCCGAGAGGCUUGCUUAUGCUUUCGUUUGGGACAUCUGCCUGUACGUAGUUUUCCAGCCAUGGUUGAUUGGCGAUAACUUGCAAAACCUGGAGAAGGAUAAAAUCGAUUUAGUUAAAUUUCUUAGGUUUGUACCUGUAGUUGGCAUGAUUGCUUACUGUCUUUUCUUGAAGGUUGACAAGGAGAAGUAG